AUGGACCAACGAACCCGCCUGCGGAAGGCGUGCGAUGCCUGUAGCAUUCGGAAAGUGAAGUGCGACACCAGCGGGCCACCCUGUCGGUCAUGCGCAAGCUUGGACAUCCCCUGCACGUAUGAACGGCCAAGUCGUCGUCGAGGGCCGCCGAAUCGUCAUGCUGAAGCAUUUAAGAAGCGAAAACUCGGAGAGUCUCCCUCGGGCUCUCCAAGCCCAUCGGAUCCGACCUCGCCUGUGCCACCAGCGGUGGGAGGGGGAGGGAUUGACCCAUCCGUGAUCCCCUAUCCCGCAUCGCUGGAAGCUAUCUGUUCAAUGCCCACAAUUCGGCUACUGAUUGAUGACUAUUUCACGUAUAUUCACCCCUUAGUGCCGAUUCCUCAUGAGCCCACAUUUCGCGCUGCGCUGGAACGGCGAGAGGAUCUCACCAACCGGACCUUUCUGGCCCUCGCGGCCGCCAUGAUCGGGACGUCGGUUGCCUCUUUCCCCCGGAGACCCAAGCGUCACCUCAAGACAGAAGCCGAAAAAUCCGCGUUUCCGCACUCGAUGGCACUCGUCAAGCGGUGCCACGAUGUAGCAGUGCAGGCUCGGGGUACGGGGUACCUCGACCGGACUGCGACCGUGUACGAUGCCGCCAUUAGCUAUCUUCUCGGUCUCUGCUCCUGCUACGCUUGGCACAUUCGACGAUGCCGUGUAUACCUCGCCGAGUGCCUGACCAUGCUUCACGUGUACGAUCUUUACCGCCACUCGAACCGAUUAUCCUAUGUCACAGUGUCUAGUCCUAAGUCUGCCUCGUCGCGUCUUUCCCAGGAACCCAAUGGGGUGUCCGGAGAGUCCCCAGUCAACAUCAUCGAGCGGGAACUCGGAAGGCGGCUUUUCUACCUCGUCAUUGUCGGUUAUCGCUCGAUGCAGCAGCUGGGCGGAGGUGACACCAUCGUUCACGUUCCCCCCGAAACCCCGACAGAACGCUAUCCUCCGCUACCACUUGAAAUUGACGAUGAGUUCAUCUAUCUCACACACUAUGAUCCGCAACCGCCCGACCGAGUCUCACGCAUGGUGGGUUUCAAUGCCAACAUUCGCGUGAUGAGCUCGUACAACCAGCUCUCGGCUUGGGAGACGGCCUUUGGGAGCGGGCAGAUUCUGGAGUGGGAACGACAGCGCUCCCUCCUGUGUCAAUGCCUGCAGAACGCCAAAAUGGCCUUCAAUGGCCUUCCACGGGAGCUCGCUCUUGAGGGGUCACCUAGCUCUGCAUCAAGCCAGGGACCAGACAACCAUAGCCCGUUGUCUGGCACCAGUGGUCCACAAUCGUAUGAGCGUCACAUACAGUAUGAGAUUCAGAAAGCGAACAUUUAUGCCAGUCAGCUUGCGAUACGAUCUUACUUAGUGGAGAAAUAUUGGUCCUUGUACGGCGCGGUGACACGGCAUCAACAGCCGCCCGAACCGCAUACUCCUGUUAGUCCUUCGGCGGCCGUCAAGAUUGAGGGCGGCCCACUGCACUCCCAGGCAACAUCGGACGCGGAUGCUCAAUCAGACUACAUCGGAAGGACUAUGGCUGAAGAGCGUCGGCUCGUGAUUCGUGACUUGUUUGCAUUGUUACAGUCGGUCAACGAGAUCAACAUGGAGCCAAACGGCGCCAGCUUUACAGCCAAAGUCCGCCAGGUCGCGUCCACCCUUCUGAAUUUUUCCAAUGAUAAAGCCGCCUUUACGAUGAGCGGACCGCAACCUCUUACCAGCGCCGAAGUCGAGUCCUACCUCCGCGCCUUCAUUGAUACACUCGUGCGCCUUGAGGGUCUUGUAGCGACCGAUCCUAGCAAGAUCCGACAGCAUCCGGACGCCUCCGGACGGUCUAUGAGCUAUUUGAGUGAUAACGACCGGGAAGAAGAAGAACUGCGUCAGUGGGCCGGCAUCAAGGAAUACCAGGCCAGAUUUGCUGAGGAGGGAGGGAUGGCAUUUCAAUUAUAG
Messenger RNA from Aspergillus homomorphus CBS 101889, 1959 nucleotides. RefSeq lists its product as uncharacterized. The record is from RefSeq and is a predicted model, not a curated record. The transcript is spliced from 3 exons. Gene Ontology annotation, molecular function: zinc ion binding; sequence-specific DNA binding; DNA-binding transcription factor activity, RNA polymerase II-specific. Gene Ontology annotation, biological process: positive regulation of transcription by RNA polymerase II; DNA-templated transcription. The coding region runs from base 1 to 1959 and encodes 652 amino acids. Gene Ontology annotation, cellular component: nucleus. NCBI's taxonomy places the organism in Eukaryota, Fungi, Ascomycota, Eurotiomycetes, Eurotiales, Aspergillaceae.